UAAAAGGUGUGUGUGUGUGUGUUGUGUUGUGUUGUGUGUGUGUGUGUGUGUGUGUGUAAAUAGUUAAGAUUUAUAAAAACAAGUUUUCAGGAGCUUUAAAAUGUGUGCUCUGCUUUGCCACUAGAUGGCGUGUGUCUAACAAGGCUGGAUGGGAAACGAGUGUGUGUGUGUGUGUGAAGUGUCCCCAACAAAAGCCAAACACCACGUCACUGUGAUUUUCAAAGUGGUAUUAUUGAGGGGAAUUAUUAAGAAAUGUUUGAUUUCACAUUCCAGAAAGUUAUUAUAUUUCAAUAUCGUCUUCAUAGUUUAGUGCGUCCUAAAAUAACAUCAUGGGUCCAAAGUAAUUAAGCACUUUUUCCAGGUCAGUGGUCGUCUUGAGUGAUUUCCUCCUUGAUAUUAUGGGAUGGGAUUUAUACUUCUUUCUGAGCCCAUAAAAAGAUGAGCGUGACCACCUCUUUACCUCAGCAAUAAAAGAAUACAGCCUCCAGUGCAGUGUAAGCAAUGUCAGUGUGCAGAGUCCAACGGCUCGACCGGCUCGCUUUGUGGGAGAUGAUUGUCAAAGUCUCUCGCUCCAAGUUCAGACGAGCUACUGGUGUUCAGGGACGAUGCCGUCGGGGAAGACGGUCAAGUUCAUCCUGUAUGAGGUGCUGCAGUUCGCCGCCCUUAUCGUACCCAUCUUUGUGAUCAUGGAGAGGUUUGCCGGCCUCAUACGUGACGUGAGAGGACGGGAUCUGACGGCCUACUGGCUCGUGGUCGCCGCCUCUAUCGCCUACGUGACCUCUGUGACCCUGCUGGUGUGGGCUCCUCUGAAAUAUGUGAUCCUGAAGCAGCGGAGGUUUAUCUCAGAGAUCACACAGUGGAGACCAACGGCGCUGGCGUAUCUCAUCCUGUGUACACUCCCGUGCUUUGCAAUAUUAAUAGCCAGCUCCAAGGUGCAGGUGGACAGAGGACACAGGUUCGAAGGUUUCACUGAGUUGCCCGUUUCCCUGGUGCUUUUCUCCCUCAUCUGUGUGGAUAUCACAGAGAGGAUUCGCCCCUGCAGGCUCAUCGGACAUUACGGCCUGGAUGCUGACCUUGACAUGUCAGGCCCCGUCCUCGACAUGUCAUGCCCCGUCCUCACCCACCUGGAACAGGUGACCACAGUAACAGGCCAGCUGCACGCUGAUGGAGGCCAGAACGGUUUCACCCCGGGCCGCCCAGAGGCCUCAGGCAGACGGCAGGACAACACUGGCUCACCCAGCCGCUCAACACGCAGCACUGCCUACCUGUACUCGUCACCCUCACGUGGACGAUCCUACUCUGGUCCUCUAGGCUUCCUGUGGAGGCGGGACAUAAGAGCUGAGGUGUUCGUGGAUUGUUUCUUGUUCUGGUUGGACACGGUGGAGAUGGUGAGAGUGGCAGGAGAGCCGGAAGUCUUCUACUCGGUCUGGGUGUUCCCCGUCUACAUCCUCGCCUUCAUGUCUACUCUCCGCAUGAUCAUCACUCCUCACAACCCUCUGUUGUCUUCGGCUGGAGUUGCUCUGCAGGACCUUCCUUUCCUCAUCAUCCGAGUCGCUCUGAUAGUCGUGUUUGGUUUUGUAACUCCUGUGUUGUACCCGUUGAAAAAUGUGCUGGUGUGCCUGACCUUCAUCUACUUUACAUUCCUGACUAAGCUGAAGAUCUUCAGAAGGCAGAGCAUGUUUUGAGGAGGAGUGGCACGUUAUGUUGUUCAUAAGAGAUCUGCUUUGAUUGUGGAUGGGUGAACAGUUGGUGUGUGUGUGUGUGUGUGUGUGUGUGUGU
This is a messenger RNA of Cottoperca gobio, 1779 nucleotides long. RefSeq names its product transmembrane protein 236 (gene tmem236). NCBI's taxonomy places the organism in Eukaryota, Metazoa, Chordata, Actinopteri, Perciformes, Bovichtidae. The record is from RefSeq and is a predicted model, not a curated record. The transcript has 4 exons. The coding region runs from base 606 to 1685 and encodes 359 amino acids.